This is a messenger RNA of Dioszegia hungarica, 1494 nucleotides long. RefSeq lists its product as uncharacterized. The transcript is spliced from 5 exons. Lineage: Eukaryota; Fungi; Basidiomycota; Tremellomycetes; Tremellales; Bulleribasidiaceae. The record is from RefSeq and is a predicted model, not a curated record. The coding region runs from base 1 to 1494 and encodes 497 amino acids.
AUGGGUCCGGAGCGGGGAUGGGAGGAAGACGUGAUCUUUCCGAGAGAGGAGGUCCUGGCGGAUGAGGCAGGGGUCUGGAUAGAGGAAGGCGCUACAGAGUAUGAGUUCGCUUUCAUCCUGCCUGACGACUUCCUGGCUAUGGACUGGCACGCAAACGCCAAGAUCAAGCAUGAGCUCUACGCUAUCGUCGAAGGUCAGCCCCAGCAAUCACAGGGUAUCUGGACAUUCCAAUCCACUCGAUCCGUAUCGCCUAUUUCUGGUCCAAGCAGACGGUCCUCCAACCCCCGCGGAGGCAAAGGAGGCUCGCCAGAUUCCACUCCUAGCCGCUCGCCCUCACCGGACGUCCAAGGCAUGUCUCGUCUCGCUCUCGAUACCCCAUCAAUCUCUUUGGUUCGGCGUCAAGAGCUACCUCAAGCACCUUCAUACGAAGCCGCCGUUGGCGCACAGGACGGAGCAUCAUGGCUCGAGGGGACAUUCAGCGUCAAUCGCAGUAUCCGUGUCUUUUGGAACCCCAAUACCAGUGGCGGGGUCGACUCGCUCGACGAUGGGCUCCAGGGACGUACGGAUCCUCCUGGGAACUACACUAUCCAGCUCAAUGCCCCUCUAUGGACUGUAUGUUGCAUCCUCCACGCUCGCGUCCGCUUUCCCUCUCUCCCGCCCACAGCGACCAUCUUUUCCGUCCGACUGGACCUGCUCCAAACAGUCACUCUUCGCUCGCCAAGAGACGAAGGCUCGAGCUCCCAGGACAAGCAGGUUCGGACGACCAAGCGGAUCCUCAUACACUGGGAAGGCAAGCAGUCUUCCAGAUCCCGAGAUAUCAAAAGCUCGGGCCCGGCAUUAUGGAGAGGGGCCGAAGCGGAUGGCGAGGACUCGGGGGAGUUUGUGUCCAUCCUCAAAGGCCGCCUGCCCCACGAUGUUGAUACGCGCCCAUCGACAAUGGAGGUCGAAACGCCCGUACAUGUCAGCCACCAACUGGUGUUCGAGAUUGUCUACUCGAUGUGGGGCCGGGAUCACCUCGACCAGCCGCUCAGCAAGACUGGUCCGGGCGAGCUGCGGAUCAUGACUAUCAGUCGACCAUUUAUAAUCCCCUCGUGCGUCCUUAUUCCCGAUAUCGUUGGUCUGCCAAAAUACGCCGCCACACCCGACAGUCGUCUCGCUUUGCAAAGCGAACAGUGCCCCUUGUGCAAGAUACCGCCCGAGGACCGGCUUUGUUUGACAUGUCCGUACGACCGACCCUCUCAUGCCAGGCAUGACCACCCACCGAAACUCGUAGGGAAUCCCGAAGGCAGUUGUCCCGUCUGUUCGGUCUUGCUUCCCUAUCAAGGUGACUCGCAUUGGCGGAACUGCGCCUGUGCGAUGGGACUGGAGGAGCUGGAGAGGUUGGGAAAGAAGCUGCAAGCAUUUGGAGGAGCAACGGCCGUUGGGAUGUGGGGAGACUUGCGAGAGGGGCGAGAGGGUUUCAAGGACGAGUACGAGAGGGGCACUGGGACAUGA